This is a messenger RNA of Gastrolobium bilobum, 3168 nucleotides long. Its product is annotated as kinesin-like protein KIN-14G. The transcript has 17 exons. The record is from RefSeq and is a predicted model, not a curated record. Gene Ontology annotation, biological process: microtubule-based movement. Lineage: Eukaryota; Viridiplantae; Streptophyta; Magnoliopsida; Fabales; Fabaceae. Gene Ontology annotation, molecular function: ATP binding; microtubule binding; microtubule motor activity.
AUGGCAACCGAGCAAUUUUUUCCAUUCUCUGUUGUUUCUGUGGUCGAAGAUGUUCUUGAACAACAUGGUGGCCGUUUGAGCGAUAUCAACUUGGCGUCAAGAAAAGCUGAAGAAGCUUCAUUGAGAAGGUAUGAAGCAGCUAGUUGGCUGCGAAAAGUAGUUGGAGUUGUUGGAGGGAAAGACUUGCCAGCUGAGCCUUCUGAAGAAAACUUCAGGAUUGGAUUGCGUAGUGGAAUUAUCCUAUGCAAUGUUCUUAACAAAAUUGAACCUGGAGCAGUGCCUAAGGUUGUUGAAGCCCCCAGCGAUUCUGUGAUUAUUCCUGAUGGGGCAGCACUGUCUGCGUUUCAAUACUUUGAAAAUAUAAGGAAUUUUCUUGUAGCAGUGGAGGAAAUGGGGCUUCCCACCUUUGAAGCUUCUGAUUUGGAACAGGGAGGAAAACCUUCAAGGAUAGUGAAUUGUGUUUUAGCGCUCAAGUCCUACUCUGAAUGGAAACUUGGAGGAAAAAUUGGGUCAUGGAAAUUUAGUGGCAUUGGGAAUCCAAAGCCACCUACCUCAGGGAAACCACUUUUGAGGAAAAACUCAGAACCAUUCCUGAAGUCUUUGUGGAGUAUGACAUUAGGGGACAGAGAUGAUCACUCUUCAUACAAUGAUCCUGGGCAUGAUCGAAAUGAAGGGGGUCCCUUAAAUUCACUAGUUCGUGAAUAUCUGUCUGACAAGAAGCCAGAAGAAAUUCCCAUUGCAGUGGAGUCCCUGCUUGACAAAGUUAUGGAGGAGUUUGAACGUCGCAUGCUAAUCCAACAAGAAACGUUUAAGGCAACUCAAGAAUAUAAGGCAUCAUCUGAAACAGAAUGUUCAACUUCAAAAGCUGCUUCUGUUGAUGAAGGGAUGGAAGAAAAGGAAGAUGGACAGGACUUAGAGGAUAAACAAGAGGAACUUUGUGAUGAGAAGUACAAUGGUCAAGAAGAAUCAAGCACUCAGAAUUCGAAGCAGCAGAAGUUAGUCCAACAACAAAAUAAAAGCUUCCAGGUAACUUGCAGUGUGAAUUUGAUGCAGAAAUUAAUGAGGUAAAAUAACGAAUUUAAUGUUAACAUUUUUCAGGAAUUGAAACAUAUCGUUCAUCAAACAAAAUCAGGAAUGCAGCUUUUGCAAAACGAAUACCAGAAGGAGUUCAUCUAUCUAGGUAAGCACCUGCAGAGUCUAGCUUCUGCUGCUUCAGGGUAUCAUAAAGUUCUUGAAGAAAACCGCAAGUUAUACAAUCAAGUGCAGGAUCUGAAAGGAAAUAUUAGGGUGUAUUGCCGAGUUAGACCCUUCUUGGGUGGGAAAUCAAACCAUUAUAGCUCUGUCAGUAACGUGGAGGAGGGAAGUAUCACAAUAGCAACGCCUUCCAAAUAUGGGAAAGAAGGGAAGAAAAUAUUUAAUUUCAACAGAGCGUUUGGUCCUUCUGUGACCCAGGGAGAAGUUUUCUCGGAUACCCAGCCUCUAAUUCGUUCUGUUCUGGAUGGUUACAAUGUCUGUAUAUUUGCCUAUGGCCAGACAGGAUCAGGAAAAACACACACUAUGUCUGGACCAGAUGAUUUUAAUGAGGAAACAAUAGGUGUGAACUACCGUGCACUGAGAGAUCUUUUCUUUCUCUCAGAACAGAGGAAAGACACCAUUACCUAUGAAAUUUCUGUUCAGAUGCUUGAGAUUUACAAUGAGCAAGUCAGAGACCUACUAUGUACAGAUAGUUCUAACAAAAGAUAUCCUUCUCUAAAAAUUCGCAACAGUUCCCAUAAUGGAAUCAACGUGCCAGAUGCGAACAUUAUUUCAGUUUCAUCGACUUCUGAUGUCAUAAAUUUGAUGAACUUGGGACAUAAGAAUAGAGCUGUUGGUGCUACUGCCAUGAAUGAUCGUAGUAGUCGUUCUCACAGCUGCCUGACAGUUCAUGUUCAAGGAAGGAACCUGACAUCAGGAAGCACUAUUCGUGGUAGUAUGCAUCUUGUUGAUCUGGCAGGAAGUGAGAGGUGUGAUAAAACUGAGGCCACAGGGGAUAGACUUAAGGAGGCUCAACAUAUCAACAAGUCACUUUCUGCCUUGGGAGAUGUUAUUGCUUCCCUUUCCCUAAAGAAUGCACAUGUACCCUACAGGAACAGCAAACUCACACAGCUGCUUCAGGAUUCUCUUGGAGGACAAGCGAAGACCCUCAUGUUUGUUCAUAUUAGUCCAGAGCCUGAUGCUCUUGGAGAAACGCUUAGUACACUGAAGUUCGCUGAACGUGUCUCCACUGUUGAACUUGGUGCUGCACGAGUUAAUAAAGAUAAUUCAGAUGUGAAAGAGCUUAAAGAACAGAUUGCUAGUUUGAAGGCAGCCCUAGCAAGGAAGGAUGGAGAAACAGAACACUUUCAACAAUCUGUGAAUAGUAACCAUGAAAUACCAAAGUUGAAAUCAUAUGCAUCGUCUCCUCCUAUACAACGAAAUUGGACUUCUUCAGGAGGCCGUAAGCUGCCAAGAGAUGAUUCUAGUAGCCUCGAGCUGAAAAGACGAAGCCUAGAUCUCCACGACAUGUAUAGGAAUUCACGUGUUGGGAAAGAGGAUGAUAAGGAAUCAGUUUCUGGGGAUUGGGUUGAUAAGAUUACAAUGAACAGGAAUGACAGCUUCACUAGUGAUGAUAGCCUCGUGGCACAAUGGGAAGCAGAGAGCAAACAGUUUUCUCCAUUGUUAAGUCCCACUUCUCUUUCAGAACCUUCCAAGAUAUAUCUGGAACACUCCUUGUAUGAGAUGGCCACAACAGAUGAAUCUGAUGAACCUGAGAUUGCAACUAGUGAUUCUUCAGAAUCAGACUUGAUGUGGCAAUCACAAUCACAUGCAUCUAAACCAACCAGCAUUUCAAAUGGAUUAGGCUCUAAAGCAAAGAAAAUGACUAAUUAUCCAAGAACAGCAGCACAACCAUCAAAGAGUAUGAUCCCAUCAUUGAUUCCUACACCAUCAAAGAGACAACCCACACAAGUUAAUCAAGCCAGAAAGCAUACAGGAAUAUCCAUUGAUGUAAAGAGGAAGACAGGGAAUGCCAAGUGACAAAAAGCUGUUUUUUUGCUCUGCUAGUAAGCCUUUAAUAAUUCAUUAUAUCCGAUUAAACUACCACCUUUUUUGUUCUAAAGAUGCAUCCGGACAUCAAUUCAUAUGUGAAUA